This is a messenger RNA of Bufo gargarizans (Asiatic toad), 6756 nucleotides long. RefSeq names its product dynamin-binding protein-like. Gene Ontology annotation, biological process: intracellular signal transduction. Bases 1 to 4764 code for a protein of 1587 amino acids. Lineage: Eukaryota; Metazoa; Chordata; Amphibia; Anura; Bufonidae. Gene Ontology annotation, cellular component: cytoplasm. Gene Ontology annotation, molecular function: guanyl-nucleotide exchange factor activity; protein binding. The record is from RefSeq and is a predicted model, not a curated record. The transcript has 16 exons.
AUGGAGGCCGGUUCGGUGGUACGUGCAAUGUUUGAUUUUUGCCCCAGUGUGUCGGAGGAGCUGACACUCUUUGCCGGAGAUGUCAUUGAAGUUCUCAAUGUGAUAGAUGAAUUCUGGCUGCUGGGGAAUAAAGAAGGGAUCACAGGGCAGUUUCCUGUAAGUUUUGUGGAAACGCUGACGAUCCCGACGAUAAAACCCGGAGAGAAAAUGUACGUCAGCAUUAGUGACUUUACCUCUCAUGAGCCGGGAGCUCUCUGCCUCCAAAAAGGAGAUCUGGUGGUGCUGGAAGGAUCCUUGGCUUCUAGUUGGCUGCAGGGUAGGAAUUGUUGGGGCGCAAGAGGGUUUUUCCCACUAUCCUGCGUUCAGGAGUUCUUCCUGUCCUCUAGGAGCCGUCAGCUUUGCCAAAAUGUGACUGUAGAACUCCCCAGUUAUGCUAUUGGCCAGGCACAGGCAAUCAUGGGCCUUUCCGCACAACUUGAUGAGGAGUUAGACUUUCGGGAAGGAGACAUCAUUAUAAUAACUGGGGUACCAGAACCUGGUUGGUUUGAAGGGGAACUAAAUGGAAGAAGAGGAAUUUUCCCUGAAGGUUUUGUGGAGCUGUUAAAUCCUUUGAGAGUUCAUCCAAGGAUUGAGAGUGAUCAUGGACUCCCCUCAGAUAAAGAAAGAGAAGACUUUGUUCUUGAUAGGUCACCGGAAAUAAUCAAUGAGCGGGACAUGGAUAAAAUUAUAGAAGAUGAGGAACCAGAAGGGACAUUUGCAGUUGCCCUCUACAGAUUCCAAGCUAUGGAGCAUCGAGAACUUGACUUUGAUGUUGGAGACCGAAUUCGAAUAAUCAGAACAUUGGAAGAUGGGUGGCUGGAGGGAGAAUUGUAUGGAAAUCGGGGAAUUUUCCCUUAUAGAUUUGUAAAAAUAGAAACUAAAGAAAAAAAUUAUCUUGUGGAGCAACCAGUAGAUUCCGAAACGUCAAUUUCGAAUCCCCCUGUCAAUUAUCUUGACAUGUCCUCUACUCAUGAAGUCAGCGGAACAGAUCCACAUUAUUGGGAUGUCCACAUGGAAAAUCAACCAUCAUCAUCCACAACUCAAGAGGCAAUGCAAAGUCCAGAAGCAACCAUCAAUACUAACCAAGAAGCAAAGCAAAGUCACCAUGAAACAAUCUAUAGCUCUUCUACAAAACCUCAGCUACCUCCUCGACCACAGAGUAGAGCAUAUAGUCCUCCGGUAUCACAAAACCAAGAGCAAAGACCUAAGGAGAAAAAUAUGUUUACAACACAGGUGGACAACAGAAGAAGUAGAACCAGUUUAUCCAAUGGAGCUCAAGAAAAAUGGUCUUCGAAGAAGUCAUUAUCUUUAAUGACGACAGAUGACAUUUACUCAGCUGACGACAGGGCUAAUGAAAGGUCAAAAAACAAAAACAACCGAAAAAAUAGUCUUCCACUCCAAGAUAUCGUGCAUUGGGUGGAGGACCAUAGAAAAAAACCAAAGACGAACUCCAAAGAGAAAUGCGACACAUCAAGUUCUCGGCCAAGCUUGUGGACAACAGAUUGGGAAAGCCCAGCAAAUGACAAUACUGGACCUGAUUUAAUUGACUUGGACUCCAAGCUUACUGAGCAGCUUUCCCAGUUUGAAAAAAGUCUCUCCAAUCCUAACAACAAAGUAUCUAGGCAUUUUUCAAUACUGGAUUAUAACUCUGAAAUUGACAUCAUCCGGGGAUCACCACCAUUGUCCAAGCAUCAGAAAUCUACAGCAAAAUUCAAAGUUUUAAGACCUCCACCACCACGUCCUAACCCUAGACCCAGUUAUUCUUCCAAAUCAAAUUCUUCUCGAAAUUAUAUUCCUAAAUCCAGUUCUGCCUCCUCUUAUUUAUCUCCAAAUCAGAACCCCCAUAGAAAUGAAUACGUGGAAAGCACUCCUCCAACCCUUGCUCUCCGACCAUCCAGACCAGCCCCUCUACCCCCACCCAAUAGUCAGAGAAACACUCCAUCUCCAAAACCACUUCCUAGACAGGACACCACGCCUAGUGACAACUUUUUGCUGUCAGACAUGCCAGAUCCGAUGGAUGCCCCUGAUGACUUAGAACAGGUAGAUCGAGGCUCCCCUUGUCCAUUUUUGCUCUUGAAGAUAGAAGAUGUCGAGAGAGAACUCGAAGUGUACAGAAACACUCGUGAAGAGCUAUGUCAGAUGCUUGAGGAUGAAGACCAGGAUGAGGUGACGAGAGCUGAGACUAUAGAGAAUUUGGAUUUUUGUGACUCAAACAUUGAAAGCUUGAACCUGGAGUUACAGCAGCUUAAAGACAUGACUCUUUUGUCCUCGCAACCUGAAGCCCUGGAAGAGUCUCCAUCUGCUGCGUCUACGGCGGAGAACUCCGAGAUGAGGAUGCUGGAGAAGAGGUCCAAGGUCAUCGAGGAGCUGCUACAGACGGAGCGCGACUACCUGAGAGACCUGGAGACCUGCGUGGAGCACAUCAUGCUCCCCCUACAGGCCACCCAGAUGACAAAUGUGGAUUAUGAUGUUCUGUUUGGAAAUAUUCAUUCGGUGAUUAACGUGACGACGAUGUUCUUGGGAGCGCUGGAGAACUGCGACUCUGUCGGUUUGAUUUUCCUUGAGCACCGGAUGCCGCUGGAGCUUGUGUACAAGGAGUAUUGCCAGAAUCACGAGGAGACCCUCGCGCUGCUGGAAGCCUAUGAGAAGAACGAAAAGUUCCAGAGAAGCCUGCAGGAGUGUAUCGCGACUGUGAAGAGCCUCUACCAAGAAUGGGGGCGCACCAAUUAUAUAAACCUGGGUUCGUUUCUCAUCAAGCCUGUGCAGAGGAUAAUGCGUUACCCCUUACUCCUCAUGGAGCUUCAAGGGGCGACCCCAGAAUCUCACCCGGACAAGAACCCCAUCAAGGAAGCUGUUCGAGCGGCGAAGGAGAUCAACGUCAACAUUAACGAGUACAAACGACGGAAGGAUCUGGUGGUCAAGUACCGGAAAGGAGAUGAAGAGAGUCUGAUCGACAAGAUCUAUAAACUGAAUAUCCACUCCAUCAUCAAGAAAUCCAACCGGGUGAGCAGCCACCUGAAGCAUCUCACCGGACUCUCCCCUCAGAUUAAAGACGAAGCGUUUGAGGAGACGGAGAAGAACUUCAGAAUGCAGGAGCGGCUGAUCAAGUCCUUCAUCCGUGACCUAUCUGUCUAUCUCCAGCACAUCAGGGAAUCCGCCUGUGUGAAAGUUCUGGCUGCCAUGAGCAUGUGGGACUUGUACACGGAGAAAGGAACCAGUGACCUGGAGAAAUUUCAGAAGGCUCAUCGUCACAUCAGCGAGAAGCUGUUCGCAGAAUUUAAAGAGCGAACCGAGAAGUUGGUGAUCUCCCCCUUGAAUCAGCUUCUCACCAUGUUUGCCGGACCUCACAAGCUGGUGCAGAAACGCUUCGACAAGCUCCUGGACUAUCACAACUGCACCGAGCGAGCGGAGAAACUGAAGGACAAGAAGACCCUGGAUGAGCUGCAGUCGGCCAGAAACAACUAUGAAGCUCUGAACGCCCAGCUCCUGGAUGAGCUGCCCAAAUUUCACAAUUACGCCAAGGAGUUGUUUGCAAACUGCGUCCGUGGCUACGCUAACGCCCACUGUGACUUUGUGAAACUCGCCUUGGAGGAACUGAAACCACUUCUAUCACUGCUGGGGAUCGGAGGCCGAGAGGGGAACCUCAUUGCUUUAUUCCAAGAAGAGCACAGCAAGGUUCUAGAACAGCUCCAGGUCUUUACAUUCUUCCCUGAGAACCCUCCCCCGGCCAAGAAGCCUUUUGAGAGGAAAACUAUUGAACGGCAAUCUGCUAGAAAGACCGUACCAAGCCCGGCCAAAUACAUCCCACAGCUGGAUGAACAUCGGACGUUGCUGCUCGCUAGGUACCCACCUGAAAAACUCUACCAGGCUGAACGUAACUUCAAUGCUGCCCAGGACCUGGAUGUCUGUGUACAGGAGGGGGAUCUGGUUGGCGUCAUUAAGCAGCAGGAUCCAAUGGGUAGUCCUAAUCGGUGGCUGGUAGACAACGGAGUGACGAAAGGUUUUGUAUACAGCUCCUUCUUGAGGCCGUACAACACCCGGCACAGCCAUUCAGACGCAUCUAUCGGCAGUCAUUCCUCCACCGAGUCUGGCUAUGGUGGCUCCUCUCCUAAUUUCUCAAGACAGAACAGCAACAGCACUUUAACCAUCAACCCCAGCAUCGGCUCUGUGAGUUUCACCAACCCUUCCACCGCAAGGUCUUCAAUGGAGUCCUCUGGGCCGAGCAGCGGUCUCCUGGACACCAAUGUUCCUUCCAAAUCUAGUUUCACUGUUGAGAUGGCAUCAAAAAGGUUUAGUGAAACAGACUCUGGUCCACUUCCACGAAUUAUGGAAAUGGAGAACAUGAUCACCACGGACUGUGCCGAACAGAGUGACUCUAGUAGAAGGGGGAGCCAAACUGAAAACGGAAGUGUGUCAACGUUGCAGAACAGUGGAGACAAAGGUUUAAAUGCAGCUAAUCGCAAACCGUAUAGAAAAAAGACUCCUUCACCGAUGGGAAGUGACGUGGAGCCGGAAGGAGGUGAUUUGGAGGGGAACCAGGUGUAUUACGCAGUUUACUCAUUUAAAGCGCGCUCUCCAAACGAACUCUCAGUCACCGCCAAUCAGAGGGUCAAGAUCCUGGAAUUUCGAGAUAUGAAUGGAAACGGCGAAUGGUGGUUGGCUGAAGUAGAAGGAAGACGGGGCUACGUGCCAUCCAACUAUAUCCGGAAGACGGAGUACACGUGAGAUCGAAUCUCGGCCAGGACUAACCGUUAGGACAGCAUCUGUGCCUUUUUUCUGAAAUGACUUUUUGAUUAUUAUUUUUUGUGCUGCUGAAAUCACUUGAACACUAUAUACAGAGAAUGUGGUUUUAUAUAGUAGGACUUGGUAUCCACUAGGACGUCCGUACGAAGAGAAAGUGGUUUAAAGGCAAUCGUUUGGCCAGAUAUUGGCCCCGUAAUCCCAGUGCCUACUGGUUAAAGGGAGUGAACAUGGGCAACCAUUGGCGAUCCACCAAGCACAAAUGCUGGUAUAACCUGCAAGUCAAGGCCCUGUUGGCAUCUGUAGGCCUGUGGCUAUAGGGGGUGUAGUUGUACCAGUAUUAUAGUUGGCACUAUAGGUGGGGGCCUGUUACAGAUUUGGGGCCCAAGUUCCAUAGAUAUUAAUUAUUGACCGCCAGAUAUCACAGCCUCGCAACUAAACUUAUGACUUUUGGGUGCAAAGUUAAACAAACCUGUUAUUCAUCUUUGCAUUGCAAAAGUAUUCAGAUCCAUUCACUCCUUAGUUUCUAAGUAUGGAUAUUUUAAAGGGGUUGUAUAAAAUUAGAAAAACAUGCUUUCUUGAAGUAACGGCUCCAAGCCCAUCCACAGGUUGGGUGUGGUAUUGCAGCUCAUCUCCAUGGAAGUAAAUGGGGCUGAGCUGCAAUACCAGACACAGACAGAAGUGGCGCUAUUCCUGGAAGAAAUCAGUCAUGUUUUCUCUAAUCCCAGAGGAACCCUUUAAGGAAGCAGUUAAGGGAAUACACACUUGUGGGAUUGCAUUAUCUUUUUUUUUAUAGUGAGACAGUUUGCUGUGCUCUGAUUGGCUGAUAGGUCAGAGUGGUGAGGACAUGCGCGCUCUGGUCUCGCCAGCCAUUCGUGGAUACUCCUUUGGUGGGAGUUGUGGCACUUAUGAUUUCUUAAUUUUGUUUAAAUGGAGAUAUUUAAGAAUGGUUUUCUCUUGGGGACACAAAUCUCUGCUUUACAUUUUCCAUAACGUGGUGACUUUUUCAGGGAACAUCCACGAGUUCCGAUCGACGCUCUCUCUCCAGUGUGUGGUGCAGAUUGCAAAGCAGUAUUACCAUUUUUGUGUUCUUUUUAAAAAAAUUUAUGUAGAGGUAUUAACACUGGUGGCUAUGAAGGACCACACUUAAAGGGGUAGUACAGGAUUUGAAAAGCAUGACUGCUUCCUUCCAAAAACAGCGCCACCCCUGUCCACAGGUUAUAUGCGGCAUUGCAGCUCUGUCCCGCUUCAAUGGAGCCGAGCAGUAAUGCACAGUGAUGGUGCUGUUUUUGGAGGAAAGCAGCAAUGUUUUUUUCUAUUUCUGGACAACCCCUUUAAAGAAUUUGUACAGGAUUAGAAAAAAAUGGCUGCUUUCGUCCAUAAACAGCACCACAACUAUCCACAGGUUGUAUAUGGUCCUGCAGCUCUGCUUCAUUAAAACAAAUUGGAUUGAGCUGCAAUAUAUCCAACAACCUGUGGACAGGUGUGGCACUGUUUUUGGAAGAAAGCAGCCAUGUUUUUCAAAUCCUGUACAACCCCUUUAAGAGAGCGAAUUCAGUACUAUGUCGCCCCCACGUGCUGCUUAUGCCGAUCACAUGGUCCAUCGGAAUAAAUGGAGGUCCCCUCCUUAACCCAAAGCUGAAGUUCAUUACAACUUGGAUGCACUAUUGAGGCUGUGGUCACCUAGAACGUGGUGCUACCAACAUGUCAAGGGUUCUUAUUAAAGGGGGCUCAUGAAACUUUUUUUUUUUAAAGCCACCACCGAUGUCAGUGGCAGGUAUUGCAACUUUUAAAGUGAGCUGCAAUACCAGACCCAGCCACACACAAAAGUGGCACUGUUCCUGGGAAAAAAAAAAAAAAAAAAAGGUGAACCCCCUUUAAGUGGCACAUUUACUCCUAUGGGCUUGUGUGAUGGCACCUACAGUUCUGCUUUUCAAGUCACCAUCCUACCCCAGCCUUAAGCCUCAUGCAGACGUC